UCCCUCUGGCUUCCUCCGCCGCCGCCACCCACAGGCCGCGGACCCUGUCAUUAUCGCCGGCGGCCCGGCCCCCCUCCCUGCCUCUGGGCGCCUCGCCGGGGUUGGGGAGAUGCGCGAAAGAAUCUGGAGUCCUCCUGGGUCAGGGACCGCGUAACGUUCGACGCCCAGCCGGGCUGGUGCGAAAGGGAGCCUCGGAGUCCAGGCGCCAGCCGCGGCUCCCCGGAUGUUUGCUUUCCCUUCUGCAAAAUGGGUGCACGGACGCGAGUUAGGAGGUCCUUGGAGAGGCAUGCCUGGACCUGGUCUGGAGAAGGGUCCCCUCCCGGCUCGCUGGGAAGUUUCUAACCCCAGAAGUGCCCUUGGCGGGGGAGCUGGGGCGGAAGCCGUAAAACCUAGAGCAGCUCCUCUCAGUAAAGUCAACACCGCCGUACGAACGUUCACGAAGAUGACGACUCGACAGCACCCUUUAACAGACGCAAAGCGGAAGAGGCGGGCCGGAAGUGGAAGUGCGGCAGGGAGUUAGCGGCGUCUCAGUUGCCAUGGAGACUGGAAGGGGAGAGCGGCAGUCCGCAGAGCCUGGGUCCUACGCCUUCGUUGGGGCGACGUGGACGCCAACCCCGCGUCCGACCCGGAUCCGCAGCCCCAGCCAGUCCUCCCUCGCCUACUCCGAGUCUUUCUACCACGGCUUCGGUGGUCGGCCCCGCCGCGUCUCGCCGCUCACGCUCCGGCCGCUCCCCGAGCCCCAUCUGCUGCGCCUGCGUCCCACCUCGCUGCGCACCCAAGACAUCUCUUACUUGCUCACCGGCGUCUUUCGCAACUUGUAUACCGCCGAGGUGACUGGCGAGGAGGUGAGUGAGAGUUUGAUCAAGGCCCGCGGCAGCGAGGAUGCUUGGCACGAGGAGUUCGUGGACCAGCUGCAGCAGAUUCGGGAGCUCUAUAAGCAGCGGCUGGAUGAAGUUGAAAUGUUGGAGAGACAUAUCAUUCAGGCCCGCGCACGGGCCCUUGCGGAGAAAGAGCAGGCCAUGCACCAGGCCGAAGUACAGGUCCUUGAGCCGUUCAUCAAGAUGCCUCGAGUGAAGACCGUCUUCAGGUGGUGUGUGGACAACGAGUUGCUACAGAAGCAUCAUUUGAUCUGCCCGAAUGAUUACUACAGCGAUACAGUGCCCUUUUGCUCUGCACCUAAAGGUGUCUUUGUCCCUGGAUAUUCAAAGCUGACAUUUAGUUGUGAGAAACGUUCUGUCCCAAAGAAAGAACUGACCAAGAAGCUUGCCUGCAGGAAGAUGCCCUCUCAGUCUGAAGAGGAGACAGACUACACCAUGGACAGCCUGACGUGGGACCCAUCUUUUAAGGCCAAACUCAGAUCCAGGGCAACUGUCAAGAAAACAGGUUCACCGAAGAAUAAAAACUGGAUGAACCAUUUACGUGUGCCCCAGAGGCAGCUGGAGCAGCUUCUGCUCGCCAGGAUGGAGAGUCGGAACCACUUCCUGAAAAACCCUCGCUUUUUCCCUCCUAACACUCCAUUUGGAGGCAAGUCUCUUCUCUUUCCUCCCAAGAAGCCAGCACUGAUAGGAGAAUUCCAGGAUGGAGAGCUGGAAGAGAGUUGUGCUGAUACUCCAGUGUUUCUAGCUAAGCCCUCAAUUGCAUUUUUCACAGAUUAUGAAAUUGGACCAGUUUAUGAGAUGGUGAUCUCGCUGCAGAACACCACGUCCACCAGCCGCCAUCUGCGAGUCCUCCCGCCGUCCACGCCCUACUUCGCUCUGGGAUUGGGGAUGUUCCCAGGAAAAGGUGGGAUGGUGGCUCCUGGGAUGACCUGCCAGUACACUGUCCAGUUUUUUCCCGACUGCCUUGGGGAUUUUGAUGACUUUAUUUUAGUGGAGACGCAGUCAGCGCACACGCUCCUGGUCCCCCUGCAGGCCCGGAGGCCGCCCCCAGUGCUGACGCUGUCGCCGGUGUUGGACUGUGGUUACUGCCUCAUUGGGGGCAUGAAGAUGACCAGAUUCAUCUGCAAAAACGUGGGCUUCAGCGUGGGCAAGUUCUGCAUUAUGCCUAAAAAGAGCUGGCCGCCGCCAAGCUUCAGAGCUGUUGCAACCAUCGGCUUUGUUGAGCAGUCUCCCUUCGGGAUCCUGCCGGCAGUGUUUGAGCUGGCUCCGGGGCAGGCCGUAUUCAUGCAGGUCCUGUUCCUCCCAACCAGCCUGGGAAAGGCAGAGCAGACCUUCAUCAUCGUGUGUGACAACUGCCAGAUAAAGGAGCUGGUGACCACAGGAAUCGGGCAGCUGGUGGCUCUGGAUCUGAUCUAUGUUUCUGGUGAAAAAAGUCAGCCGGAGCCUGGAGAGCUCACAGACUUAACAGCCCAGCACUUCAUACGCUUUGAGCCUGAAAACCUUCAGUCCACGGCCAGCAAACUGCUGAUUAUUAGAAACGCCACGCACGUGGAACUGGCCUUCCGCUGGCAGAUCAUGAAGCCCAACCUGAGGUCCCUAAUGCCUGGAGAAACCUACAGCCCGGACAGCAUCAAGUCCCAUCCUGACAGGGAGACGGCCUUCUCCAUCGCCCCCGACAUGGGAGCUCUCAAGCCCCACACGGACCACGAGUUCCUCUUGAGCUUCUCUCCUCGAGAGCCCGGGGAUUUUCACAGCGUGCUCCAGAUGGUGCUGGAGGAAGUCCCAGAGCCCAUGAGUUUGGACUUGGAAAACCCGAAGGAUCCCUUGUACUCUGUGGAUGACGUGAUUGUCCUGGAAAUCGAGGUGAAAGGCUCAGUGGAACCUUUCCAGGUUCUCUUAGAACCAUAUGCCCUCAUCAUCCCCGGGGAGAACUACGUUGGGAUGACCGUGAAGAAGGAUUUCAAGAUGUGGAACAACAGCAAGUCAGCCAUCAGGUACACGUGGGGGAAGAUCAGCGACUGCCACGUCAUUGAAGUGGAGCCCUGCGCAGGGACCAUCGAGCCCAGCGAGGUGGAGGAUUUUCAGUUGAACUUUACCGGGGGUGUCCCUGGCCCGAUGAGCCAGAACCUGCUGUGUGAAAUCAAAGACUCCCCCUCACCGGUGGUCUUACACGUCGAGGCGGCCUUUAAGGGGCCUGCCCUCGUCAUCGACGUCUCAGCCCUUCAGUUUGGUUUGCUGCGCCUGGGGCAGAGAGCCACAAACUCCAUCCAGAUCCGGAACGUCAGCCAGCUCCCGGCCACGUGGUCCAUGAAGGAGAGCAGGGUCUGCCUGCAAGAAAGGCAAGAGGGCGUGUCUCCCUUCGUCAUCGAGCCGUCCAGUGGCCAAGUUCAGCCACUGGGGGAGUGCAGAGUGAGCAUCACGUUGGAGGCCCGGCACUGCCAGUGUCUGCAGACCGUCCUGGAGCUGGAGGUGGUAAACGGGACCUGCAGCCACCUGCCUGUGUAUGCCGAGGUGCAGGAGCCCUACGUGUACCUGCAGAGCAGCCAGGUGGAGGUCACCAACCUCUACGUGGGCGUGCCCACCGAGACGCCUGUCACACUCAUCAAUGGCACGCUCCUGCCCACCCAGUUCCACUGGGGCAAGCUCCUGGGGCUCCAAGCAAGCUUCUGCACAGCAAAAGUCUCCCCCAGGCGUGGCACGCUGGGCCCCAGUGAGGAGCGCCAGCUCAGCCUAGAGUUGACUGCUCAUACCCAGGAAGAGUUGAUGGACCUGGCCCUCCCUUGUAACGUGUCGGGCAUGAAGGAGCCACUGGUUCUGGGCAUUUCCGGGAAACCCCGGGGACUGCAGGUGGCCAUCGCCAUCUCUGCAGAGGACAGUGACAGCAGCACAGAGCUGUGGCCAGGCCACCCGGAGAGGCUCCACCUGGACUUCGGCUCAGCAGUGCCGCUGCGGACCCGCGUGAAUCGCCAGCUCAUCCUGACCAACUAUUCCCCGAUACAGACCCCUUUUACCCUCAAGUUUGAGUACUUUGGGAGCCCUGCAAACAGCCUGCGCCAAAAACCCAGCCGCCCCGACAUGCCUCCUGCCCUGCUGAAGAUGGCUCGGAUGCGGGAGCUCUUGGCCAAGCGAGAGCAGCUGGAGUUUAUGGAAAGCAUGCUGUCCCACGGGAAAGGAGCUGUCUUCUUUCCCCACCUCUCCCAGGGUGUGCUGGGGGCCCACCAGAAGCUUGGCAUUGACCUCACAGCCUGUGCGAACAUGUGGGGCGAGUACUGGGACAGCCUCAUCUGCACAGUGGGAGACCUGCCUCCAGCGGUCAUCCCGGUGCACAUGGUGGUGGUGGGCUGCCCCAUCAGCUCCCACAGGACCGCCCGCUACACCACUGACCAGAUCCAGGAGGAGCCUGUUGUCAGGUUCGGCACCCGGGUCUCUGGAGGAGACACAGCCACCCGGAUCCUUCGCCUGAGUAAUUCCAGCCCCUGUGACAUCCGCCUGGACUGGGAGACCUACGCUCCCGAGGACAGGGAGGACCGGCUGCUGGAGCUGCUGGUGUUCUACGGGCCACCCUCCCCGCCGCGGGACCAAGCUGGGAGCGACCGCCUGCGCCCUGAGGCCCCUGAGAGCAGCAGCUCCUUCUGGUCCCCAAGUCCCUCCGACGUGUCCAAGUCCAGCCGUGAAGCUGCCCAGCCUGCUGAGGGCGGCUCCAGUGCCAGCGCCUCCCAGGAAAUCAUCUCGGUCACCCUGCAGGGGCGCGAGGGGGUGCCCUCUGACCAGCUGUUCUCCAUCAGCCCCAAGCAGGUGGUGGUCCCCGCAGGGGGCAGCAGCACCAUCCGCAUCUCCUUCACACCCGUGGUCCUGGGCCCCGACGUCCUGCACAAGGUGGAGUGUACCGGCUCCGCCCUGGGCUCCAUGAGCUUGGAUGACGAGGUGGAGAGGGAGCUCCCGGGGAGGAGGCGCCGCCUGCAGGGCUCGGCUGUGGGACCCGUGAGGCUGCACCUGCACGGCUACGUGAGGCCCGCGCGGCUGAGCGUGGAGCUGGACUCCGGCGGCACCAUGGUGUUCUGGCGCCAGGCCAGCGACCUCAUCCCCGAGCAGCGCUGUGCUGGGGUGCUGAGUGAGCUGGUGACCACCCACCACCUGAAGCUGAUCAACACCACGGAAAUCCCACACUACUUCCGGCUCCUGGUCUCCAGGCCCUUCUCUGUUUCUCAAGAUGGGGUGAGCCGCAGCCACAGGGCUCCCAGCCCCAGCUGGAAGCAGGAGUGCAAGGAGGGGACAGCAGCAGCCGGCAAGCAGCUGGUACUCUACCCACAGGAGAACAUGCUGGUGAACGUAUCCUUUUCCCUCUCCCUGGAGCUGCUCUCCUAUCAGAAGCUCCCGGCUGACCAGAUGUUGCCUGGAGUGGACAUUCAGCAGAGCGCGAGUGGAGAGAAACAGAUGGUCUUCACUCAGAAUCUGCUUCUGGAAUACAGCAACCAGACCACUCAGGUGGUGCCCCUGCGGGCCGUCGUGGCCGUGCCCGAGCUGCAGCUCUCCACCAGCUGGGUGGACUUCGGGACCUGCUUCGUGAACCAGGGCCGCGUCCGGGAGGUCUACCUGAUGAACCUGAGCGGCUCCCGGAGCUACUGGACCGUGUUGACAGGGUCUCCCCAAGCAGCGGGCUGCUGGAGGCACGACCGGUCAACGCACCCCCCACCUCCGUCCCCCUCCAGGUUUCCUUCACUGCCAGGAGCUGUGAGCUGUACGAGUCCACGCUGGUGGUGGAAGGCGUGCUCGGUGAGAAAUCCUGCACCCUGCGGCUCCAGGGCCGAGGCUCAUACGACGAGAGAUAUGCGUCACCCUACUAGCUCUGAGCCUCCGCCCUCAACCCCCAAUACUGGAAAUAAACACGGCCCAGAGCUAUGGAGCAGGUUUACUGGGCCAGGGCACCUACUGGAGGACCUCUGAACAGCUCCUGGGAUGGAGGGACGCCCCCCCCGCCCCCCGCCCCCCCACUUCCAGGCCCUGCGCCCUGUGUCCUCAGAGCUAAUACAAAGGGUAGGCCAUGCCCCUGUGGAGACCAGGGCAGUUAAAAGAGUCAGUAUUCAGAUUCAGCAGAGGCAGGACCAGCAUAGCAAGAACUGGCUCUUGGGAAAAACCACAGCCACUAAGGGAAGGUAAUGCAUUUGCGAUGUUUACUGCACUCCGCAUCCACAGGCCCCUUUCCCCAGGAAUCACACAGUAGCCUUGCAGGCUGGGUGACCCAGGCCACCUUUGCCUGUCUGUCUCAGCUAGAGGGGCCCGACAGAGGGCAGCCCGAUACCUCACCCACUCCUGUACUGUCUCAUCAGUGUUCACAUUUGCCAAAUUAAUUAGCUGAAGUGUCUUGAUUUGCCACUACCACCGGUGCUGGAACUCCCCAGGUAUCACGUCUGUAGCGCUACUGCCAGAGCACUGGGCUGGGCCUCUUUCAGUUUCCAGGAUAUUCGAAGACGGCGGCGGCUCCCAUGCCGGUCCCGAUGCACAUGGACACCACCCCAUACGCCCUGUGGAAGCAAAAUGUGCUGGUUGGGUGAAGGCACAAAGGGCAGAAGCCCAGCCACCAAGCUCUCCCCGGACCAGGCUGAGCUGGGUGGACCAAGGCCUUCACGGGCACAGGACGCCAGACCUCAGGGCACGUGGUUCCCGGCCACCUCCCCCUCGGGCGCACCAGCUGGGCCUCCCCCCAACCCCCCACCCCCGACCUCCACGGGGGCCAGCCUUACCGCCUCCCACGGCGCUUCAACUCGUUGAGCAGUGUGAUGACCUGUCGCGCCCCAGUGCAGCCCAGCGGGUGGCCCAAGGCCACCGCACCCCCCAGAGGGUUCACCUUCUCAGGGGGCAGUUGCAGCUUCUCCACACAGUAGACGGCCUGGAGGGAGGCUGAGCAUCAGCUGUAGCUCCCUCCCUGGUCCCCUGCACCACCACCCGCUGCCUCCAACUGGGCGGCCCAGGCAACAGUGCAAAACAGGGGCUCGCCUGACUUGCGAAGGCCUCAUUGAUCUCAAAGAUGUCCACGUCCUCCACCGUCAACCCUGCAGGCAAGCGGAAAAGACCGGAGCUGACCCAGCGGCCCCUUAGCAGGCUUCUCAGACUCCCUGGGGCCCUGCGCCAUCCAUGGGCUGGAGGCUGGGCUGCCCGGUGUGUCUGCCUCUGUUCCAGAUGGGUGAGCGGGUCCCAGCUGUGGGGUCAGGAAGGGGUCGGGGUGCUGGCCUGCCCCACCUUCACUCUGCGGCACCCGCAGGCCCACCCCGGGCACCUGCCUCUGGCAACAGCACGAGAGGCAGGAGUUGGAUCCAAACCUAGGGUGUGAAGGAGCCAUCUUACCUGCUUUUUGCAAAGCUACAGGGAUGGCAUAGGCAGGUCCAAUGCCCAUGAUAUCAGGCGGGACCCCAACCACUGCGUAGGACCUCAGGACCCCAAGGAUGGGAAGGCCCAACUCUUCUGCCUUGGACCUCCUGGCCAGCAGGAUGGCAGCUGCCCCGUCACUCACCUGGCUAGAGUUUCCUAGAGGCAAACCACAGGGUUAAGGAGGCCUCGGGGGCAGCUCCGGGGAGGUCCAGACCUUCCACAUCCACCCUGCCUGGUGGCUCCAGGCUCCCAGAGGAGAACACCCGGCAUAGAAGCAGCCCCCUCCUCACCCCACCCCCAGCCCAGUCUCACCAGCUGUGGUAGAGCCCCCCUUCUUGAAGGCAGGCUUCAGUUUGGCCAGGCCCUCCAGGGUGGUGUCGGGGCGGAUGCCCUCAUCGUGGGCCACGGUGACACUUCUCUCAGUGCCCUUGUCAUCACGGACCGUGGUGGUCACAGGCACAAUCUCAGCUUGGAAACAGCCCUUGCUCUGGGCUCUGGCUGCCCUGCCAGCACCGUGGACAGCCAGGCUCAGGUUUCCAUGGGGUUACCUUCCUUCCUGGGGUCCCUCCCUGAGGCCUCUGCCUCCUGCCCUGCCCUUUGGGACAGACAUGCAAGCUCGGGCUGCUAAAUGUGGGGUCACACUCACCUCGGGGGGACGGCAGAGGGUCCCCUACUACCCCACCUGCCCUGGGAGUGGGAAGCCCAGGGCUUUACAGGGACUUCUUGGCCAUCAGCCUUAGAUCUUCAGAUCCUGGCUUAUCCCAACCUCAAAGGGGAGGGGGAAGUUUGGAAGUGGCGGCUUCCCUUUGAGACCUUCACCCAAGAGGGACUAAGCCAAACUGAGGCUGGAGCCCCAGGAAUAUUUGUGCUGGGUUCUGCCAGCUUUUCUGUUCCCUCCCGUUGCUCAAUUCCAUCCGUUCCCCACGUUUCCACGUGAUUAAAAUGACAUAUACCACCCUGAAUAUAUCUAUGCAUAAUUUGCAUGAGUGACACUUAUGAUUAACACAAACUUGUUAGUGGAAUAAAAUUUUUUAAAUGUCAAAAUAAAAUAAAAUGCCAUAUACCAAACUA
This is a messenger RNA of Balaenoptera ricei (Rice's whale), 8315 nucleotides long. RefSeq names its product DLEC1 cilia and flagella associated protein (gene DLEC1). NCBI's taxonomy places the organism in Eukaryota, Metazoa, Chordata, Mammalia, Artiodactyla, Balaenopteridae. Bases 537 to 5822 code for a protein of 1761 amino acids. Gene Ontology annotation, biological process: negative regulation of cell population proliferation. The transcript has 38 exons. The record is from RefSeq and is a predicted model, not a curated record.